This is a messenger RNA of Bombyx mandarina (wild silkworm), 1351 nucleotides long. RefSeq lists its product as uncharacterized. Lineage: Eukaryota; Metazoa; Arthropoda; Insecta; Lepidoptera; Bombycidae. The record is from RefSeq and is a predicted model, not a curated record.
UAGUCGAUUGGGUAAUGAUCAAUUACCGAUAAUGAACGUAAAAUUACAGUAAUUCAUUCCUGACUUAACGUUGUUUGAACGAAGCUCAGUCCUAACUGAUCCUUCGUUGGAUGCGGUGUGUUUCAAAAUGCAUUUUGUGAUACUUAUAUGUGUGUUUGGAUUAGUCGCAAAUGCAGCUGUCAUCGAUCGCGGUCUUCAAACACAAUUGAACAUGAAUCGAGAAGUGAAUAAGACUGAAACUAUUAUUGAUGAUAAUGCUAAUAAUGUUUUAAAAGGAAGCAAUAAUGAAUCUGACAGUAAAGCCGAGUCACGCGAUGUGUUAAAACCAAGGAGCCCCAAGAAUAUUGAAGACGGCUUAAGUCGAAUUGAAACCAUUGAUUUUGGUAACACAGCAGGAGUGGUUAAGGAGUAUAAUGGAGAAGCAGUUGUCGAAAACCCCACCGAUCGUUUGACGGAGGAUUUUAAUGAAAAAGAAAAAGAGUUUGAGCCUAAAUCCAACCACGAUUUCUUCGAAGGACCCUCGAUCUUCCCGAUCAUAGACUGUCCAGAAAACUGCACUGAACUGGAUUUUAAUGAGUUCAUAUUCAACGAAGAUAUUCAAAGUAAAUACAAGGAUGAGUAUUACGAUGACGCGAACGAUUUCUUUCUUGAUGCGUCUCGAUUUAAAAGGAGUGUGAACAUUAUCGAGGAGGAGAAUCGCGCGGUCACCGUUCCCAGCUACAAGAUCUCCGUAAAGGAUAUGAAAUUUAGCGAUACUAGAUCGUUCAACAAUGUACAUACUUAACAUUUCCAAGUAUUCUGGUCGUACAAUGUGAAGCGAGGGCCACAAAGCCUUCAUUGUUCUUUUAACAGUGGACCAAUUAAUAUGUCUUAGUCGAAGGCAUAAUUAAAAUUACAUUUAAAAUUUAAUCUCGCCUUUUUUAUUGGACGCCAUUUUGUUUCUGACGUAUUGAACACUUUACAAUUUUCGCGCGCUCGCUGUAAAUAAUUGUUAUUGUAAUAUGACGCUUUUAUAGCUUCAAGGAGGGCCGUGGGGGAUUUUGUAUACCAGAUAUUCAUCAUAUCAAUAAACAUGGACAUGUACGGAAACGGAUACGACGACAUUAAAAUAAAUAUGUAGAACUUUUUGGCGGGAACACGAAGAACGAAAUGGUGUGAAUUGUUUUUUUUUUUUUUUUUGUUAAUUCUGUUAAUGUUUAAUUGUGUGUUUCAAUGUGCUUCUGUGAAAGUGAAACGAGUAUGGCAAAAUUAAACGAAUUCAUUAACCAUCAUUUUACUGAGACUUUAUUUCAUUUAAUUUCAUUCAAUUUAUUUAAAGUCUUAAUCAACUUCGUUUCAUUUUGCAUCUCAU